Molecule: messenger RNA, 1898 nt
Organism: Chenopodium quinoa (quinoa)
Lineage: Eukaryota; Viridiplantae; Streptophyta; Magnoliopsida; Caryophyllales; Amaranthaceae
Product: transcription factor bHLH149-like
Exons: 1
Coding region: 679-1329 (216 amino acids)
Biological process (GO): regulation of DNA-templated transcription
Molecular function (GO): protein dimerization activity
Source: RefSeq, a predicted model, not a curated record
AUAAUUGUCUGUCUUUUCAUAUCUUUAUUUGUACUGUUAUUGUAGCUCAUUCGCUAAAAAAAAAAAAAUAAUAAAAAAUCGUAUGAGUAGAAAGACCUUAAAUCCUUGAUCCUUAUCGAUCCAAAAAUGAAAAAAAUAAAAACAAUAAAAAAUGGUAACCUCGGCGCACAAAAACGGGGGAAACAAAAGAGAGGAGACAUUAAAUGUGAACUUACAAACGCCGCGUGGGUGUCUCUCUCCUCUUCUACGGACUAUUUAAAACUCCCCUCCUUUCUUUUACUCCAUUUCCUCAUUACUUCCUUCCUUUCUCUUUUAUACUAUUCUCUUCUUCUCCUUCUUCACUCUCUCACCUCACUUUCUCUAACCUAUUAUCUUCUUCAAUCUCCUCGUUUUCAUCCUAUUCUCAGAUUUUCAACUGACAUUUUUCUCAGAUAAUCAUCAAUUUCUAUGCAAUAUUCCUGAUCAAUUUUUCAAUUAGUUUUUUUUUUUUUUUCUGCGAAAUUACGAAGAUAAGAUUAUUCGGUGUUCAACUGAAUCUACUCUCUUCAUACUUUUAAUUUUUCGCAAUUUCAUUUCAUAUUCAUCCACAAUCUUCUCCUGUAAUCAAUUCCAGAAAACGUUGAUAAAUUAGGUUACGAAAAUCAGUAAGAAUUGAGUGAUUUUUCCAGAUUGUUGUUAAUGGCGUCGAUAAUUUCGAAUUACGAACAACACACAGAAGAUACAUCACGAGAAUCAAAGAGGAAAAAGCGUCGAAGAAUAGACACCGUCAAUCAAAAUCAAUCAAACCAAAACAACAACAAUCAAAAUCAAAUACGAUGGAGAUCAGAAGCAGAACAACGAACUUACUCAUCAAAACUCGUCGAAGCUCUCCGACACGUUCGCCGCCGUAAUCCAACUCCGGCGCCAGUUUCCGGAAGCCGAGCCGUCCGUGAAGCCGCCGAUAAAGCCUUAGCCAUAGCCGCCAAAGGUCGCACUCGUUGGAGCCGAGCUAUUUUGACAAAUCGGCGUAAACUCCGGCUUAAGAGCCAUAAAAAGGCUAAAGUUCGUUCAAAGUUGCCUCUGCCACCGGUUACCGGGAGUAGCCGGUUGUUAGGGGAGAAUGAACAACAGCAGAAAUUACCACCUCUUGAGAAGCGUGUCAAGGUUCUUGGCCGGUUAGUUCCCGGUUGCCGGAAACUAUCUUUCCCGAAUCUUCUAGAAGAAGCUACGGAUUAUAUUGCUGCUUUACAAAUGCAAGUGAGAACUAUGGCUGCUCUUGCGGAAAUUCUAGCCGGUUCAAAUCCCGGUUCAAGUUCCGGUUCAAUGGAAAUUGAUUCACCUAGUAGUUGACUCGAGUCACGGCUUAGCAAAACCCCCUUUUUUUUAAUUAAUUAAUUUUUAAUUUUUUUUGGUUUAUUGUUCUUUUUUUUCCUUUUUUUUUGGAUAUUUAAUUGAAUGUAUUUUAUUGUAUACAACUGGCUUUAAUUUUUUUCUUUAAUUUGGAGCUAUUAGUUUAGUUCCUUUUUUAAUUUUUCUUCUUUUUAGCUCAACCCAUGUGAAAAUUUCAUUAUUAAUGCCUUUAUUUUUAGGGGAUUAAUAUUUGGAAAAAAUGAUUUAUUGGACAGACAUUCACAAGAAAAAUAAAUUAGAAUAGUAGUAGUAGUAGUCAUUAAAUGGGAACAUGGCACCUAAUAAUGGAUCUUUGUACUGAAGUGCUGGAGGGCGGUUGAGUUCCCUUUUUAUAGGGGCAUAUUAUUGAUUAAUUGGGACUCCAUCCAACCAUGUUCUUGGGUUUUUGGUCCUCUUUUAUUUUGUAAAAGGUCAAAUACCCCUCCAAAGUUAAAAUAAAUAUUUGUAUCAUUGGGUGUUUAAACAUUUGGGGUUGUUGAUUAAUCUAGUUGUUUUGUAUGAUUGCACCA